Messenger RNA from Cricetulus griseus (Chinese hamster), 2889 nucleotides. Lineage: Eukaryota; Metazoa; Chordata; Mammalia; Rodentia; Cricetidae. The record is from RefSeq and is a predicted model, not a curated record.
GCCAACGGCGCCUGAGCGGUUCUGGGAUAGCGAUGGGGACGCCCGGGGCCUCUGUGGGUCCUCUGUUUCCGCCCUCGGCGUCUGUCCCUCCGAGGAAGCGUGCGGCUGGGGAAACCGGGGUUGCGAGAAGCAGGCAACGGGUUCUGGAUGAAGAAGAGUACAUCGAGGGACUCCAGACAGUCAUCCAGAGAGAUUUCUUCCCUGAUGUGGAGAAGCUACAGGCACAGAAGGAAUACCUGGAGGCUGAGGAAAAUGGAGAUUUGGAGCGUAUGCGCCAGAUUGCUAUCAAGUUUGGCUCUGCUCUGGGCAAGAUUUCUCGGGAACCUCCACCACCCUAUGUUACUCCGGCCACCUUUGAAACUCCUGAGGUACACACAGGCUCUGGUGUGGUGGGCAGCAAGCUCCGUCCCCAAGGCCGGGACCUAGAUGAUGGAGAGGCUAGAGAUGAGGAGGAGAAGGAGCCGCUGCCCAGCCUGGAUGUCUUCUUGAGCCGCUACACAAGUGAAGACAAUGCCUCCUUCCAAGAGAUCAUGGAAGUAGCCAAGGAAAAAAGCCAUGCCCGCCAUGCGUGGCUCUACCAAGCUGAGGAGGAAUUUGAGAAGCGGCAGAAAGAUAAUCUUGAACUCCCAUCGGCAGAGCACCAAGCCAUUGAGAGCAGUCAGGCUGGAGUGGAGACCUGGAAGUAUAAAGCCAAGAAUUCUCUCAUGUACUAUCCUGAGGGUGUCCCUGAUGAAGAGCAGUUGUUCAAGAAGCCACGGCAGGUAGUGCAUAAGAAUACACGUUUCCUCCGGGACCCUUUCAGUCAGGCCCUGAGCAGGUCCCAGCUUCAGCAGGCAGCUGCCCUGAAUGCCCAGCACAAACAGGGCAAGGUUGGUCCUGAUGGCAAGGAGCUUAUUCCUCAGGAGUCCCCCCGAGUGGGAGGCUUUGGAUUUGUUGCCACUCCUUCUCCUGCUCCUGGUAUGAAUGAGUCACCACUGAUGACGUGGGGAGAAGUUGAGAAUACUCCCCUGAGAGUCGAAGGGUCAGAGAGCCCCUAUGUGGAUAGGACACCAGGACCAACUUUCAAGAUCUUGGAGCCAGGACGCAGGGAGCGUCUGGGUCUGAAGAUGGCCAAUGAAGCAGCUGCCAAAAACCGGGCCAAGAAGCAGGAAGCAUUGCGGAGAGUCACGGAAAACUUGGCCAGUCUUACUCCUAAAGGCCUAAGUCCAGCAAUGUCCCCAGCUCUACAGCGCCUUGUAAGCAGGACAGCCAGCAAGUAUACAGAUCGAGCCCUGCGGGCCAGCUAUACACCAUCUCCAGCACGCUCUACCCACCUCAAGACCCCAGCUGGUGGGCCACAGACCCCCACAAGCACACCAGCCCCUGGGUCUGCCACACGCACACCCCUCACACAGGACCCAGCCUCCAUCACAGACAAUCUGCUGCAGCUCCCUGCCCGGCGCAAAGCUUCAGACUUCUUUUAGAGCCAGGCCUGGCUGGACCUGUGGAUGCUUUGUGGGACACUUUGUGGAACGAGUAGGGCAGCUAUCUACUCUUUAGACAACUCCAGGCCUUGGAGACCCAUACCAUGGGCAGUUGGUUAUCCCAGGAACCACAAGUGUAUAGUGCCGUGCCAUGGCCAGGUUGGCACAUUACACUGACCACUCCCUUGGGAGUAUAGCACUGGUGCUGUCCCUCAAGGCCCUACUGAAACUGCUUUCUAGUUAACUCCCAACUGAACCCUCAUUAAAGAACACCUGGCACCCUCUGGCCGGGCUGCUGAUCCAUGUCCUGGGCCACCUGGGUAUCUUGGGACCUCAGGGCUAGAAGCAAUGGACUCUGGAGAGAAAACUGUGUGGCUCAAAGAGCUGCCUUCUCUGCUGAGUUUACACUUGAGCCUUCCACUGUUGAAGAGUAGCACAAACCCUAAAAGUUGUGCCAUUGAGCUCAUGGGUUCUAGGUCCAGCUCUACAACCUCCCAGCCUGGCCUGAUCAUUUAGGUUUUUGGUAACAGGCCCAGGUAGGUCCUGCUUAUCAGGCUCACAGUAGGACAAGUCACUUUUUUGUGACUUCAGCUGUUACCUCCCCAGCACCUAGCUUCCAGCUCAGGUAAGGCUAGGCUGCCUCCCUGUCCUAAUCUCUGCUUAUUUCAGUGUUCUUGGCACUUCCUACUGGGCUCUGCCAAGACACCAGCCUUACCUCAGUCUGAACUAUACUAUGAAAAGAGUUUGGUUCCCUGCAAACUUGUAAAUGCUGUGUGCACCAGCAGCCAGCCAUUUGCCUGUGAACUAAGGGUAGCUAGCCCUCAAGUGACUAGUGGUCAACAGCCUAUGAGCCUAUGCCUUACAGAGGUGAAUGGUCCCUGCUGUUUGGGCCUAACAGAGUCAGAGACUGAUCUAAUUCCCCAGCCAGCAGUCUUGAGACCACUGGUGGUGUCAUAGGACUUGGCCUCUGAGCAGCCCAGGGCUUGAGCUAUUCAGGUGGCCUAAAGCACUCCUGACUUCUCAGCCCCAGAUCCUACUUUGAUUCCAUGAGAGCCACCUUUCCUGUCUGCUGGCAUUGGUACUCUCAGGCCUCCGCCCUAGUGUUCUCUAGAGAUCACCUCCUGCCUUGGGCCUUGUACGGCUAGUGUUUAACACGGCCAGUUACCUGGGAAGAAGAACUUCAAUUGAAGAAUUAACACUUAUCAGAAUGGCCUGAGGGCAUGUCAGUGGGGCAUUUGAUGUAGGAGGGCAAGGCCCAGCAGCAGCAUCCCUGGGCCAUGGACCUAGGUUGUGUAAGGAAGUCUAGGAGUGAGAUAGAGAGGAAGCCGGGAAGCCAUGGUCUCUGCUUCAGUUCCUACUUGUGUUCUUGCCUCAGCUUCCCUCAGUGACCUGGAAGUGCACUGAAAUAAACCAAUUCCUCCCCUAA